AUGAGUUCGAUACCACCUAUCCCCCACGAUCAAAUCCAGUUCCAAUCGCAUACAAUAGCUCCUUCUCCGCCUCUAUCACAACGCCAGCUAGGCGAACCAAUUUCAUCUUCUGAAGAUCCGGCAUACUUCCCGUCACCACUGGGUAGGGGCAGUAAUCUGUAUGUCGCGACUGAUGUACCGCCUGCGUCCCCAGUACGAUCCGACAGCCUUAAUAGUAACCGCAGUACUUUCUCGUCGUACCGCUCAACACUGAACCUGCAACGCCAGACUUCCUCUCCGAGUCUAAGACCAGUUUCGAGAACUCCUAGCGUCAAGCAACACUACCCGAAAAGCAUUAGCUCUGCGGCAAGUUCAACCUAUACGAGUCCUAUGAUAUCUGCUAUGGGCGAUGUUACGCCUCUACCAUCGCCAUUGCUAGGUAAUGAGUCCCCCGGUCCCUGGAGACGAUUCGGAUCCCGCCGCCCGUCGCAAGCACGGGAGGUUUUACCUCCAGUCAUGCCUGAUUCAGUUCUUAUAACCGCAGCCGGUGAAUCUGUUGCUUCCGCAUUGGCUCAUCAAACUAAACGGAGGGUAUAUGCAGGACUCAAUGUCGGCCACGCAGCUGAAAUCAGCAGUGGCAAGGUUGAACAUGGCCGGAACAGAAGUAUUAGCGAAUACAUACCAGAUCCAAAGGGCAUACCCAAACGGCAGAAUACCGUAUCUGGAAAAGUUGAUGGGAAUGCCGUGGAUGGUACUUCGGACCCUCAUUUACGCCGAGAACCGCAUCUGUCAGCUGCGCGGGGCAUUAUACCAGUAACAAAACCGCCGUCGCCUCCGCCCAGCGAGUCGUCACUGAGUGGUGAUAACGCCAGCUCUAAGAAAUCACGUUACGAGUAUUUUGAGGCUCGUGGUCGAUAUGAUGGAAGACUUAGGAGAUGGCGUGCUAUUAAGGAGCUAGGUCAAGGAACGUUUAGCCGAGUGAUGUUAGCUACAAGUCAGGUGGCUACCGACGACGAAGCCAAUGACACGACUCAAAAUGGGACGAAUGGGCUACUAUCCCCGAUAAAUGGUACCCAACCAGAUCGUAAGACUUUGGUGGCCAUCAAAGUUUGUGAACAUGGGCCUCGGGGUGGGGCCUCAGAAGAGCGGAUCGAGAUGAGCCUCAAACGAGAGCUCGAUAUAAUGCGAUCGAUAAGCCAUCCAUCGUUAGUUCAUUUGAAGGCCUGGAGCAUAGAACCGACAAGGGCAUUGUUAGUAUUAAGUUAUUGUCCCGGAGGCGACCUAUUCGACGUCGCAACGACCUACCGAGAUGCCUUAACGCCCCCACUUUUGAGAAGGAUAUUCGCCGAGAUAGUGGGUGCAGUGGGAUACCUCCACGAACGCCGGAUUGUUCACCGGGAUAUCAAGCUUGAGAACGUCUUAGUGAAUAUUCCACCAGCUGAGCUUACAAAACCAGACCAAGAUUGGGCUGUAUAUCCAUAUUCCGUAACUACGCUUACAGAUUUGGGUCUGUCACGACGUGUGGCCGAUGAUGAGAAACUCGAGACUCGGUGUGGAUCGGAUGACUACGCUGCACCCGAAGUCAUAUUAGGACAGCCGUAUGAUGGGCGUGCUGUUGACGCCUGGUCACUUGGUGUUUUACUCUACGCUCUUCUUGAAUCGCGACUUCCUUUUGAUCCCCCCCCUGGUGCUAGCGAUGCGCAGAGGAUGCGAAGUAGGACGAGUCACAGGAUCGCGCGCGUCGAAUGGAGAUGGAUUAAGUAUCAGGGCGACGACGGCGAUCAUGACGCGAGCGAGGCCAAAUUUGAGAGUGAAGGCCUAAAAGGCGCCAUGGAAAUUACUGAAGGUCUCCUUAAGCGAGCUAGAAGUCGCUGGCCAAUGGAGAAAGUGACCCAGCACGAAUGGGUUCGCGACGGAAUCCAGGUCGAAGGUGGUCUAAAGUUUAGGGAAGAAGAGGAAGGAGAAGAGGUUUCAUGA
Molecule: messenger RNA, 1956 nt
Organism: Daldinia vernicosa
Lineage: Eukaryota; Fungi; Ascomycota; Sordariomycetes; Xylariales; Hypoxylaceae
Product: kinase-like protein
Exons: 2
Coding region: 1-1956 (651 amino acids)
Biological process (GO): protein phosphorylation; intracellular signal transduction
Cellular component (GO): cytoplasm
Molecular function (GO): ATP binding; protein serine/threonine kinase activity
Source: RefSeq, a predicted model, not a curated record